GAAGAGGAAGGGGCGGAGCUGCUUGUGGUGGCCGCGAAGCAGUCAGCCGACUGCGGCGGGGGUAGUCAGCUGUCCCUGGCGCCGCCCGGAGCCCGAGGGCCAGCCAAGGCCUCGGCCGGCGGGGGUAGGACGGGCGAACCAGCCCUGUCUAGGAAGCCGGGCAAUGCCCUGCCACGGAGUGUCUCCCGGCCAGGGCCACCCCAGGUCUGGCCGGGAGCACAGACCGGACAGGUCCCGGGGGGGCCCCAGCCUGGGGCUCCUGUGGGUGAGCCUGGUGCUGGCGCUGGCCCUGCCCGACUCCCUGGUGCUCUGGGCCCCAGCCGGGGCCCACCCUCUUCCCACUCAAGGCCAUCUCGCCAGGUUCAGUCGCCUAGUGCCCCAGCUCCGGGACGCCUUUGCGGGGUGGAACCUCACCUGUCCGGUCUGCAAAGGUCUGUUCACCGCCAUCGACUUCGGGUUGAAGAGGGAGGCCAGUGUGGCCUGGGUGGGCUCUAUGGCCAUCAAGCUGUGCAAGAUGCUGAAGAUAGCACCGCCCACUGUGUGCCAGUCAGCUGUCCAGCUCUUUGAGGACGACAUGGUGGAAGUGUGGACACGCUCAGUGCUGAGCCCUUCUGAGGCCUGCGGUCUGCUCCUGGGCUCCACCUGUGGGCACUGGGACAUCUUCUCAUCUUGGAAUAUCUCUUUGCCGGCCGUGCCGAAGCCGUCCCCCAAGCCACCCAACCCCCCAGCCCCAGGCGCCCCGGUUAGCCGCAUCCUCUUCCUCACUGACCUGCACUGGGAUCAUGACUACCUGGAGGGCACAGACCCUGAUUGUGAGAACCCUCUGUGUUGCCGCCAGGAUUCUGGCCUGCCACCCGCCUCCCGCCCGGGUGCUGGAUACUGGGGCGAGUACAGCAAGUGUGACUUGCCUCUGCGGACCCUGGAUAGCCUGCUGAGGGGGCUGGACCCUGCUGGCCCCUUCGAUAUGGUGUACUGGACGGGAGACAUCCCCGCCCACAACGUCUGGCACCAGUCUCGUCAGGACCAACUGCGGGCCUUGACCACCAUCACAGCCCUUGUGAAGAAGUACUUGGGGCCAGUGCCUGUAUACCCUGCUGUAGGCAACCAUGAGAGCACACCUGUCAAUGGCUUCCCUCCCCCCUUCAUAGAGGGCAACUAUUCUUCCCGCUGGCUCUAUGAGGCGAUGGCCAAGGCAUGGGAACCCUGGCUGCCUGCUGAAGCCCUUCACACACUCAGAAUUGGGGGGUUCUAUGCCCUUUCCCCACGCCCUGGCCUCCGCCUCAUCUCUCUCAAUAUGAAUUUUUGUUCCCGUGAGAACUUCUGGCUCUUGAUCAACUCCACAGAUCCAGCUGGACAGCUCCAGUGGCUGGUGGGGGAGCUUCAGGCCGCUGAGGAUCGAGGAGACAAAGUGCAUAUAAUCGGACACAUCCCCCCAGGGCACUGCCUGAAGAGCUGGAGCUGGAAUUAUUACCGAAUUGUAACCAGGUAUGAGAACACCUUGGCUGGUCAGUUCUUUGGCCACACCCACGUGGAUGAAUUCGAGGUCUUCUAUGAUGAGGAAACUCUGAGCCGGCCGCUAUCUGUAGCCUUCCUGGCACCCAGUGCCACCACCUACAUCGGCCUUAAUCCUGGUUACCGCGUCUACCAAAUAGAUGGCAACUACUCUGGGAGCUCUCACGUGGUCCUGGACCAUGAGACCUACAUCCUGAACCUAACGCAGGCGAAUGAGGUGGGAGCCACGCCACGCUGGCAGCUCCUCUAUAGAGCCCGAGAAACCUAUGGACUGCCCAACGCGCUGCCUGCCGCCUGGCACGACCUGGUGUACCGCAUGCGGGGCGACACGCGGCUAUUCCAGACUUUCUGGUUUCUCUACCAUAAGGGCCACCCACCCUCGGAGCCCUGCGGCACCCCCUGCCGCCUCGCUACUCUGUGCGCCCAGCUCUCCGCCCGCUCAGACAGCCCUGCUCUGUGUCGCCACCUCAUGCCCGAUGCAGGCCUCCCUGAUGUCCACAGGUUGUGGCUACAGCCACUGUUCUGCUAGCACUCCCAGGGCCCAGAAUUGGGAAAGUGUGUGUCUUAGGAAAGGAGCAAAACCCCCAGAGGGCUGCUGUGUUGAGAACAUCUGAUGGAAGAGCCUAUCCACGGGCCCAGGCACGGCCCGGAAACAGGACCCUCUCCUUUCCUGGAGCUGGUUUAGCAAGAUGUGGGAGGGGUUGGCUGCUCUGGCUGUGCCCAGCAUCCAGACUGCCCUGGGGCUGGUGUCCUUUGAUGGCCAUGGAGCAGAGGUCUCAGCUGGCACUGCUCUGGCAAACCAGAGGGGAGUGGUCACCCUUGGCCUGUGCUGGCCAGCCAGGAAACCUGUACUGCUGCUGCUGCCUGCCUGCCAGGCUAUUAAAAUAAAGAUAAGAGACUUGGACUCCA
This is a messenger RNA of Equus quagga, 2421 nucleotides long. RefSeq names its product sphingomyelin phosphodiesterase 1 (gene SMPD1). The record is from RefSeq and is a predicted model, not a curated record. Gene Ontology annotation, cellular component: lysosome. Gene Ontology annotation, molecular function: acid sphingomyelin phosphodiesterase activity. Gene Ontology annotation, biological process: sphingomyelin catabolic process; ceramide biosynthetic process. NCBI's taxonomy places the organism in Eukaryota, Metazoa, Chordata, Mammalia, Perissodactyla, Equidae.